GUUGUCCCCCGGUCUGUGCGCCAGCCUCUCUGGCCCCCAUGUCACCCAGGCUUCAUCCUGAGGUCACUGGAUAGACUCCAUUUCCCUAAUGAAGCUGUGGGGCUCUCCCUGGAGAGCAGCGUCCAGCCAGGGGUUCCUGCCUCUGGGGCGGUGCCCUUCGCUGUUCCCCAUGCCCACAGGCUGGCAGUGGCUGUGUGGGCAGGCUCCUAUAUGUGCCCUGAAUGAGUGAGUAGGGGUGGUGGGUGGUGGCGGCAGGGCAAGAAUUUUUUUGGUGCUGGUGGCAGCUCAGAAGGGAGAUACUGGAGUGUAACGAGAUCAGAUAGCAGGUGGGCCAGAAGCUAAGAAUAGACUGGGCACAGGCUCCUGGGGCAGGUGGGGGUGUGUUAGUGCCAGGCAGGAAGUAGCCCCUUGGAGCCAGGGAACAGAGCAGGCCCUGGCGGUGUGCAGGACCCAGGGUUCCAGGACAGGGGGCAGAGUCCAGCUCCGCCCAUAAACAGAGCUGAUGGGAUAAGACUCAGAGAGAGGCCAGGCCCUGGGACCCAGAGCAUUGGCACUGAAGCUGUUCGAAGGAAGCGCCCACGCCUCCCCCAUGGCUUUCCUGGUGGCUGGGACCCUGCAGGUGGCCUCGCAGAUGGCCGAUGCUCGGGAGAGCCUGGGAAGAAAGGGUAAGUACAGUGUGAAGGGUCCAAGGGUGGCCCUGGCCCUCUGCAGCCCUGAGGUGUCAGCCUCUACGGUCGCUCUCCUGGAGGGUGUGUUCCAGACCCUGGGCUUUGAGAGCUGCCGGAGGCAGAAGGCCUCCGUCCAGGGGAUCCCAAAGAGCCUGGCCAAGCUGUGCCCUGGAGCCAGGGGCCCCCCAUAACUGCACCUCACAGAGUGUCUGCCUGAAGAGUCCUCCGCCCCUAGGU
Capra hircus (goat) is the source of this 905-nucleotide messenger RNA. RefSeq lists its product as uncharacterized. NCBI's taxonomy places the organism in Eukaryota, Metazoa, Chordata, Mammalia, Artiodactyla, Bovidae. The record is from RefSeq and is a predicted model, not a curated record. The transcript has 3 exons. Bases 590 to 859 code for a protein of 89 amino acids.